Molecule: messenger RNA, 2150 nt
Organism: Calliphora vicina (urban bluebottle blowfly)
Lineage: Eukaryota; Metazoa; Arthropoda; Insecta; Diptera; Calliphoridae
Gene: Su(var)3-9
Product: Suppressor of variegation 3-9
Exons: 1
Coding region: 214-1854 (546 amino acids)
Cellular component (GO): nucleus
Molecular function (GO): protein binding; zinc ion binding; histone H3K9 methyltransferase activity
Source: RefSeq, a predicted model, not a curated record
UUGAUAGGGUAUAAUAAAAUUGGUUUUGAAAAAACAAAAUUGUUUAUUUUAGUAUUUUGUAUUUUUUUCUUCUUAGUUUUGUAUUCAUUUACCAGCAAUUUAACUUAUUUUUUUUUCGUUUUUAUUUUGCAUUUUUUUCGGUUCUUUACUCGCAAUCGUUUUGUGUGCAUUUCCGUGUCGGGAAAUUUUGCAGAACGCAUAAGCCAACAACGCAUGCAAGCUCUGCUAGCAUCUCCCAAGUUAUUAAGAGAAUUUGAGGCAAUUCAGGAUGCUAAGAAGUGGCAAAAGCAAAAACAACAGCAACUGGUGAGAGAAAUGCAUCGACGCGCACAACGUCCCCCAUCUUCUACACUGUCCCUUACUCCUGACAUAACACGUAUACGCGUGCCCUCCACAAGCCCCAGCAGUGGAUAUGAGAGUCUUAACGACAACUCUUCCGUUUGCAGUGGAGACUCGUUUAUACGUAAUCGGUCUCCACUAAAAUCCUUGGCCGUUAGUUUAGUCAAAUCAAAUGUAGCGAAUGAUGUUGCAAGACAAAAAGUCCAAAAACGCCGUAGAAGCUCUCUGAGCAGCGACACAGUUAAAUCAGCCAAGAAACUAAAACAAGAGUAUGUGAUCGAAAACAUUGAAAGUUUAGAGUCCGUCAAUGGAGAGCCCGUAUUUUACGUCAAAUGGUUAAACUAUUCCAAAGCAGAUAAUACCUGGGAGAGUUUGAAUAAUUUAUUUGAAUGUGCUGUUCUGGAAGAUUUCGUUGAAAAUAUGACGGUUUUAUAUGAAUCUAUUAUAGCCAAAAUAACUCAAGACUUUGCCGAACAAAUAAAAAACGAAUGCUUAAGUCUGAAACCAUCAGAUAUAGAUUUCAAAGAUAUAGACAGUUUUGACCCCCUGAAAUUGAAAGUUGAUUUAAUAUUGUUGGCGCAAUUCAUAAGUGUAAAAUCACGAAAUCAACGGGAACAGGAAAAAAUUCGGCGUCGCAUUCUGAAAGCAUUGCUCCUGGAACCGUUGCAUCAUCAAAGGAAAGAACAAUUAAGUUCCAUACAGCAAUGGCAAAGACGCAUGAAUACGGUGGAACGCGAGUCACCCAUAACGGUGGAAAAUACUGUUGAUUUUGAUGUUUUAGACCCCAAUUUCGAAUAUAUUUCGGAGAAUUUCUCUGCUAAGGGUGUUGAAAUAACAAAUUUCCCUCCCAUCGGCUGUAAGUGUGAAGAGGGUUGUGCCCCGUCUAAAAAGUGCUGUGCUCGCAUGGCCAAUACCUAUUUUGCGUAUGAAAAAAGUGGACGUUUACGCCUUUACCCGGGAGAAGCCAUUUAUGAAUGCAACUCACAGUGUCAAUGUGCAAACGAUUGUCCAAAUCGCGUAAUUCAAAGAGGUCGCAAAAAUGCCCUUUGUCUGUUCAAAACAGCGAAUGGUCGUGGAUGGGGUGUUAGAACUGAAAAGCCUUUACGCAAAGGUGAAUAUGUGAGUGAAUACAUGGGUGAGAUUAUAACAUGCGAAGAAGCCAACGAACGUGGCAAGCAAUACGAUGCAAUAGGACGCACAUAUCUGUUUGACUUGGACUACAAUAACACGGAUAGCAUGUACACCAUUGAUGCGGCAUUGUAUGGCAACAUUUCGCACUUCUUCAACCAUUCCUGUGAUCCGAAUCUGUCGGUCUUUCCCUUUUGGAUCGACAAUCUUGACAUUAAUAUGCCGCGGCUGGCAUUUUUUACCCUUAGGCCCAUCAAGGCUGGUGAAGAACUAACAUUCGACUAUAUACGUGGGGAUAUAGCUGUGGAUGAAUACGAAAAUCUUUCCGAUGCUGAAAAAGUAACGUGUCGCUGUGGAGCCGAUAAUUGUCGCAAAGUUUUAUUUUAAUUUUAUAACAGUCACAGACAAAUAUUCAAGUUAUUUUUUAAUACACAAACAUUAUUAGAAAUUGUACUAUAUACAUACAUACAUACAUAUUAAUAUUUUAACAUUUUAUAUUAAUAUUUAAAACUGUUAUUUAAGCACAUGAUUCUUAAAACGCCGUAUUGUUUCAGUUGAUUUUAUUUUAAUUUUACCUUUACUUUACCUAUCACCAAAUUCUUAUUGAUAAACGUUUUAUUAUUAUUUAGUUUAAGUUUUUGCUUGAAAUAAAGUUGACCAGAGAUAAAUAAUGAUACAUUAAA